AUGAACGCUUUAUACUCGGAAUUUAUUGCUUUGAAUAAGUACUCCCUGGUGGUGCGUAGGAAGCCAUUGAAGAUCGUUGCUGGUGGCACCACUCCACUGAGCUGUUGUAUUUGUGAAAUAUGCAUAACCUUGGGGAAUUAUGACCUAGAAAGUUGUCAAGUGCUACCGUUGAAAGAAUUAGAAAUCUAUGAAUCAUUAAUGAUAAUAGAUUGUGAAAUUGAGAGAAUUGCUACUGAUUUGAGUAACCGUGAAGAGCUCGUCCAUGGCAAUUAA
Saccharomycopsis crataegensis is the source of this 273-nucleotide messenger RNA. RefSeq lists its product as uncharacterized. The coding region runs from base 1 to 273 and encodes 90 amino acids. The transcript has 2 exons. NCBI's taxonomy places the organism in Eukaryota, Fungi, Ascomycota, Saccharomycetes, Ascoideales, Saccharomycopsidaceae. The record is from RefSeq and is a predicted model, not a curated record.